Molecule: messenger RNA, 735 nt
Organism: Phytophthora sojae
Lineage: Eukaryota; Oomycota; Peronosporomycetes; Peronosporales; Peronosporaceae
Exons: 2
Source: RefSeq, a predicted model, not a curated record
GUGCGGUUCCAGCCCCACCCGGGAGUGAUCAUCAGGUUGUACGACUUUCACUUCGGCAUGUUCGGCCUGUCCAUUCUUCAUUUCGCACUCUUUGGAGUUCAGCAACGAAUGACAUGGCUCAACGCAGGAGGCGCAAACAUGCAAAACUUUUCGGCCGCUGUAACAGCUCCCAGACCACCCGUGCCAUCGUCAAUGGGUGACCUGGUGGACGCGGCUAGGAUGCUUUGCCGUUAUGGGCAGGAGUUCUUUGCGCAGCCAGUGCGCGAUGUUCUCGAAGCACUGCUCGAUUUUGCCCAACAGCUCGACGGUUGGCGCACCUGGACGACACCAGACCUCUCUCAUCUCGUGUUUUGGGUGAACUCCGUAUUAGAGCAGUUCCGAUCUCUCGUUCACUCAAGCAACGGAGAUAACCUCAUGCAUGCACUAUCUCGUCGCUCUACUCAGGAUUCGCAGCGUCACAGCUCGCGUGAGCGGCCUCCAAUGACGACUACACAGCGUGAUCGAGGCAACCAACGACAAUCUCGCAUUCCGCCGGCCAUCUUCGACCUAAUUCCGACCCACAAUGGACUUCCUGUCUGUCUUCGCUACCUGUCAGCAAUGGGUUGUCCCUCAGGCUCGUCGAAUCGCUGCGUCUACGGCGCUCGCGCUCACGCGGCCCCAGACACUUUGGACGUUCGAGUAAAAGGUCAUAUUCUCCAGCGGAUGGGCGGCCUCAGCGAGCGGUUCGCGCAUCUU